Paramacrobiotus metropolitanus is the source of this 2561-nucleotide messenger RNA. RefSeq lists its product as uncharacterized. Gene Ontology annotation, cellular component: cytoplasm; autophagosome. NCBI's taxonomy places the organism in Eukaryota, Metazoa, Tardigrada, Eutardigrada, Parachela, Macrobiotidae. Gene Ontology annotation, molecular function: protein serine/threonine kinase activity; ATP binding; protein binding. The record is from RefSeq and is a predicted model, not a curated record. Gene Ontology annotation, biological process: autophagosome organization; autophagy; peptidyl-serine phosphorylation. Bases 251 to 2176 code for a protein of 641 amino acids. The transcript has 4 exons.
GAUGUUUUGUUUAAUGUUACAGUUGUUUAGUUCGUCCUUCGAAUGAUGAUCUGCAUUUUCGUUACAGCAGUUAGUGGGCUUUAGAAGGCCGUACAGACACUUGAAGUUUUUACUCUAUAGACAAUACGUUAAGCGGAUGAUCUUCUCUGCUUUCAAAUCCUGAAUCGUGCGAGUGCUGCAAGCGCGGUUCAGCAGAAUUUUUCUAAGGAAAGUUUACCUUGGCUUAAACGGAAAUCGAUUGUGUAUUCUGAUGGAAAUGGCGGAUAACGGUAUCAGCGAUUCUCGGGUAGUCGAAGAAACCGGCAGCCGUAUUCAGUACCGCUACACCACAAAGGACUUUAUUGGAAGGGGGGCGUUUGGAAUAGUUUACAAAGCCAAAGUCAGAAAAGCGCUCUUUCGAUUUCGCACUCCUUCCGAGCCAGAUUUUGUAGCCGUCAAAGUGAUGCAUCUCGCAAAUAAUUUUGAAAUUGCUGCCGAUCAGGAAAACUGGAAGACAGCUGUGAAAAGAUUGCGACAACUCACGGAACUGAAGCACAAACAUCUCGUUGUCUAUCACAAGGUCUCCAUCACCAACUCUUCCGGCGGAGUGACAGUGGAGCUGGCAAUGGAUUAUUAUAAAAGUGAUCUUGCUCAGGUUUUAAAGGAAGCUAAGAAAAACGCGACCGUUUUGAAUAACUGGGAGCAAGUGUUUCAAUUCGCAAGGGACAUGGGCAAGGGACUCGAAUUCCUUCAUCAAAAGGGCAUCAUUCAUGGUGAUUUGAAGCCUGAAAAUGUACUCUUAAGCAUUGGGCCAAGUGGGAGCGAGAAACUGGUGAUUGGCGAUUUAGACGAUCUUGUGCAGAUGAAAGAGAGUGCCACCUGUUCUGCAGAUAUAGCCCAGUUACGUGGCACAAUGCGCUAUAUGUCACCGGAAAUGCUGAGGAAAUUCUCCCAACAAGAAGCGGAGCGACCAGGACGAAAAACAGAUAUGUGGAGCCUGGGAUGCAUCAUUCUGGAGAUGGCCGAAAUCUAUGCACGUGUACCCAAGAAACAGCUCGUAAAGGAUGGGAAUAUCGUCGAUGCGGGAAGCGCUCUUGAAAAUUACCAGUUUGCACGCCUGAUAAUCGACGGUUACAUUCCUUCUGUGAGCGACGACAUUGAAGACGAUUUAGCGUGCAUUAUUCGACAGUGUUUGGAUACAAGGAGCGCAAACCGAUUAUCCGCCAGAGAAUUACUGCAGAAGCUACCGAAGAAAGACGUCAUAGUAUUUAUUGGGCUCAGGGAUUCUAAAGAUCUCUGCGUCAUGAUAUUCGAUCCGUUGACUAACUCUGUCAAUGUUCAAGAGGUGCGGGGCGCACCAAAAUUUGAGGGGUAUCCGUAUGGCAGGUUAGCGGUAGCAGGCAACAAAAUUGUAAUUAGGGAGCUGGUACGUCAUAAUGACAUCAAAAAGGUGAAAUUCCAUUUGUGGAAUGUCGACGAGGGAACAUGGGAUCAACACGACCCAUUUCCUUCUUUGGAUAAACGAGAAAAUGCGUACACAAUGGUGGCUGCGGUAGAGGACAAGUCUUAUUUCGUUGACGAUACCGGAAUCUUCACAGAAAUGAACAUUUCUACAGGCGAAAUUGCACCUUCAACUCAACCAAAUCAAUGCCCUGAUACGUUUGUACGAGCGGUGGCCAAAUGCCGUGAGCAGAUAUUUUAUGCUACUGAGAGCCGCCUCUUCCAGUAUGACACGGUGAUCAAGGAAUGGAAGUACUUACCAGAUCGGCUGGAAAGCCGCUUUGGUUUUGCAAUGGCCGUGGUCAGCGGACACAUAUACAUUAUGGGCGGAGAGCUUUCAGAGGACGACGCAAGGGUUGACUUUACUGCAACAGCUGACUGUAUUCGUUUGAGACUGGGUAGUACAACGUGGGAAAAGAUUGAACCACUUCAUCAGCCCAGAUGGCGGCAUACUGCUUACGUCAUCAAGGAUCGAAUAUACAUCUGCGGCGGCAUGCAGUCAAGGUACAAGAAAGACGUUACGAUAGAGGUUUACGAUACCAGAGGCGGCGCAGGAUGGUCGACUGUCAAUUUGCCGCCGAAGGAUAACGAACAGUUUGCAGCCUGGCUGGCUGGAUACAGUAAUUUGUGGUAUACACCUGCAACCACGGUUUCCGUCAGUCAGUAUAUUGACAUCUUUCCAGAUAUAACCGCUUAAACGGCGUUUAGCAUCAUGCGUCCUUGUGCAUCGACUUGCAUAAUUAAAGCUUACGAAACAAAGUACUAAUUGAUAAAAAAUUAAAUUGAUUUGAUUACUCUAGUUGGAGUACCGCAAAUUACAAAAAAGACGCAAAUUGCAACCAAUUUAACCUGAAGUAAACUUUGUCCAGCCUUUUAAUCGGUUUAAUCGCACUGCUGGUUGUUUGAUUACUGAUGCUGACCAAACGGAAACGGUAUGCAGAAGCAUGCGCUCCCUCGCUUUUGAUCGCCAGCGCCUCGUCGUUUUCGCACUGGAAGUACGUAAAAGCCCUCUACGUGCUCUUCGACUGCACGAUGCUCGCCAGGUGCCCGUCCGUUAUCAGUGCGCUCUUCCCUGUUCUAGU